This is a messenger RNA of Rhinolophus ferrumequinum (greater horseshoe bat), 2805 nucleotides long. It is a transcript of the gene PAQR9, whose product is annotated as progestin and adipoQ receptor family member 9. The record is from RefSeq and is a predicted model, not a curated record. Bases 498 to 1841 code for a protein of 447 amino acids. Gene Ontology annotation, cellular component: membrane. NCBI's taxonomy places the organism in Eukaryota, Metazoa, Chordata, Mammalia, Chiroptera, Rhinolophidae. Gene Ontology annotation, molecular function: signaling receptor activity. The transcript has 3 exons.
UUUAGGUACAUGAGAUCUAGAAGCAGCUUGCCUAGGUUCAUACCACCCCUUCUAGCAACUGGGCAUUUUAUUCAUGGUUGUGGCGCUUCCGUUUCCUUGUCUGUAAAAUGGGAAAAAUACUCGUAUCUAAAAGUUUUAAAAACUAUAAAGCACUUAGAACAGUGCCUGGUCCCUACUAGUUAACGCCUGUUGCCAUGACACUGUACUGUAAAUAAUGUCGAUCCCUGAUACGAGUUGGACUCAGUCACACCCUCAAGUCAUCACUAGGAGAAACUUCUGUGAAAUGUUCGUGCUAGAAUGCACCUGCUCCCUGAAGUCCUCCCGCAUCAACGCCCUCUACUAUGAUCGGCCCAAGACUGGGCUACAGCUCUGCGUGGGAACCCUUUCUUAAUCAAUUCCGGAGAUGGUCAGAGUCUUUCUGAAUCGCCGGGUCCUAAGUUGUCGGCGGACUUUGGGCUCCAAACAAGAUUCCUCGUUAAAAACGCAAGAACACGAGGAUGGCGGAGCUGCCGCCCCCGAGGGCUACUGAGCGCGACCAGAGGCAAGUUAUGGAACGGCUGCUCAGAGGCUCAGGUCUUCUCUUGAACCUGCAGCGACGCUCCAGGCGCGUGCACAAAGGCUCCGACGGCGGCCGGCGGGGACUGCAGAGCGCGCGGGGCCCGGCGCCAGAGGUCGCCUGUUCGCGUCCUAGCCAAGCCCCGAGCACCAUGCCGCGGCGCCUGCAGCCCCGGGGCGCCGGCACAAAGGGCCUGCCCGCCACGACCGAGGCGGCUUUGGAGACCUCCUCGCGCCCCAAGCCUUCCGCCUCCGGGGACCCCCCUGCAUCCGCCAAGCCGCUGCUGCGCUGGGAUGAGGUGCCCGACGACUUCGUGGAGUGCUUCAUACUGUCGGGCUACCGGCGGCUGCCCUGCACCGCGCAGGAAUGCCUCGCCUCGGUGCUGAAGCCUACCAACGAGACGCUCAACUUCUGGACGCACUUCAUCCCGCUGCUGCUGUUCCUGAGCAAGUUCUGCCGCCUGUUCUUCCUGAGUGGCCGCGAUGUGCCCUUUCACCACCCGUGGCUGCUGCCGCUGUGGUGCUACGCGUCGGGCGUGCUGCUGACCUUCGCUAUGAGCUGCACGGCGCACGUGUUCAGCUGCCUGUCACUGCGCCUGCGCGCCGCCUUCUUCUACCUGGACUACGCGUCCAUUAGCUACUACGGCUUCGGCAGCACGGUGGCCUACUACUACUACCUGCUGCCGGGCCUGAGUUUGUUGGACGCCCGAGUGAUGACCCCUUAUGUGCAGCAGCGCCUGGGCUGGCACGUGGACUGCACGCGCCUCAUCGCCACCUACCGCGCGCUGGUGCUGCCCGUGGCCUUUGUGCUGGCCGUGGCCUGCACCGUGGCCUGCUGCAAGAGCCGCACUGACUGGUGCUCUUACCCGUUCGCGCUGCGCACCUUUGUCUUCGUCAUGCCGCUUAGCAUGGCCUGUCCCAUCAUGCUCGAGAGCUGGCUCUUUGACCUGCGCGGCGAGAACCCCACGCUCUUCGUGCACUUCUACCGGCGCUACUUCUGGCUGGUGGUGGCCGCCUUCUUCAAUGUGAGCAAGAUCCCCGAGCGCAUCCAGCCUGGCCUGUUCGACAUUAUCGGCCACAGCCACCAGCUGUUCCACAUCUUCACUUUCCUCAGCAUCUAUGACCAGGUGUACUACGUGGAGGAGGGCCUGCGCCAAUUCCUCAAGGCGCCGCCUGCCGCUCCCACCUUCUCGGGCACCGUGGGCUACAUGCUGCUGUUGGUUGUCUGUCUGGGACUGGUCAUCCGUAAGUUCCUAAACAACUCCGAAUUCUACAGUAAAAAGUGAGCCCCCGCCUUGGAGGAGUCUGCUGGUUCGCCCACCUGUUUGUUUGGAAUUUCUGUUGUUGCUGUUGGUUUGUUUUCAAGUUUUGUUGUAUUUCCUUUGCGCAAGGAGGGUGCUGCAGAACCACAGGGAAAAAGUCCAACACGAAAAGGGGGUCUGAGUGCACUUGGGACUUGGAAGAGGGAGGUGGAUCGCGCAGGAGGGAGCGGGCCACUGGGUUUUGCCCCCGGACAAAAUUCAGCUGGUGUCUGUGACAUCCAGGGAUUUUUCAGGAGCAGAGAAUAAAAAUCCCAAAUAAAACCCCAAACAGUUCGAUUUUCCGAUCGUCUUCUGUGCCAGUUGUAGUAACAAGUAGGCCUUUCGAGGUCAGAUAUGCAGUAAAGAGGGUAAGUAGACAAAAUCCCUGAGUACUUCCAUUUCAGUCUGAGGAAUGCUUGGAUUUGUCAAAAGAAUGGAGCUUUGUAGGAAACGGGCACCAAGACAUAAGCCCAGGGCUUAACCUGCUGGAAAAUGCAUGGAAUGUGAACACAAGUUAAUUAUUUCAAAAUGUUUCUCAGAUGUUAUUUAAAUAGUAAUAUAUACAAUGAUUUUUCAUAAUUUAUGAAGCCUGUGCUAUGCACUGAAUUUUCUUUGUCGUGUAGUUUUGAAUUUUGCAGCCCUUCUGCACUGCAUACACUUGAACUGGACAUCAGGGCAAGCAGCUCGAGAGUUCUCAACUACUUUUUUAAACAGUGUUUUCUGAAGGCCUAUGUGUGUCAUAAUACAACUGUGAAUUAUUCUACCUUAGGGACUCUAGUUAAACUCUUGGUGAGGAGCUUGGUGGUUUGUAUAGAUCCCAGAUUCCUAUUUACUUUAAUGUAUUCCACAGAACCCGCCCUAUUUUUUGGUUUAUUUUUAAUCUUAUUAUUUACUUCUCUAUUUAUUUAAAUUGCCACUGGAAUAAAUGUGCCUUUGAAGCAAUGCCCAA